Molecule: messenger RNA, 1311 nt
Organism: Odobenus rosmarus divergens (Pacific walrus)
Lineage: Eukaryota; Metazoa; Chordata; Mammalia; Carnivora; Odobenidae
Gene: KCNAB2
Product: potassium voltage-gated channel, shaker-related subfamily, beta member 2
Exons: 14
Coding region: 150-1052 (300 amino acids)
Biological process (GO): regulation of action potential; transmembrane transport; regulation of potassium ion transmembrane transport
Cellular component (GO): juxtaparanode region of axon; membrane; extrinsic component of cytoplasmic side of plasma membrane
Molecular function (GO): transmembrane transporter binding; voltage-gated potassium channel activity; potassium channel regulator activity
Source: RefSeq, a predicted model, not a curated record
AGAGCGUCUGGUGAACCCUAGUAAACUAGACUGUGUCCUUUUUAACGAGCAGACGCCAGGAAGGCAGGAACUUGGGCAAGUCGGGACUGAGGGUCUCCUGUCUGGGGCUCGGAACAUGGGUGACCUUCGGAGGCCAGAUCACCGAUGAGAUGGCAGAGCAGCUAAUGACCUUGGCCUAUGACAAUGGCAUCAACCUCUUCGAUACUGCAGAAGUCUACGCGGCGGGCAAGGCUGAAGUGGUAUUAGGAAACAUCAUCAAGAAGAAGGGAUGGAGACGGUCCAGCCUGGUCAUCACCACCAAGAUCUUCUGGGGAGGAAAAGCGGAGACGGAGAGGGGCCUUUCCAGGAAGCACAUCAUAGAAGGUCUGAAGGCCUCCCUGGAGCGGCUGCAGUUGGAGUACGUGGACGUGGUGUUCGCCAACCGCCCAGACCCCAACACGCCCAUGGAAGAGACCGUGCGCGCCAUGACCCAUGUCAUUAACCAGGGGAUGGCCAUGUACUGGGGCACAUCGCGCUGGAGCUCCAUGGAGAUCAUGGAGGCCUACUCCGUGGCCCGGCAGUUCAACCUGAUCCCGCCCAUCUGCGAGCAGGCCGAGUACCACAUGUUCCAGCGCGAGAAGGUGGAGGUGCAGCUGCCUGAGCUCUUCCACAAGAUAGGAGUGGGUGCCAUGACCUGGUCCCCUCUGGCCUGCGGCAUCGUUUCCGGAAAGUACGACAGUGGCAUCCCGCCCUACUCGAGAGCCUCCCUGAAGGGCUACCAGUGGCUGAAGGACAAGAUCCUGAGUGAGGAGGGCCGGCGCCAGCAGGCCAAGCUGAAGGAGCUACAGGCCAUCGCCGAACGCCUGGGCUGCACCCUCCCCCAGCUAGCCAUAGCCUGGUGCCUGAGGAACGAGGGAGUCAGCUCCGUGCUCCUAGGUGCUUCCAGCGCAGACCAGCUAAUGGAGAACAUUGGAGCAAUACAGGUCCUUCCGAAACUGUCAUCGUCCAUUAUCCACGAGAUUGAUAGUAUUUUGGGCAAUAAACCCUACAGCAAAAAGGACUACAGAUCCUAAGAAGCCCCCGGCCGCUUGCCCGGACACUUUCCGUUUCCCUCCUAGUCUCUCUUGUUCGCUCGCUUAAGCUGUUUUGAAGCCAUGUCAGGGGUGUGGUUUGCGUCAAAAAGAAAACAUCACAGCGAGAUGUCGUCGGGGAAAAGGUCUCAAAAGUUGCUGCAAGACACCAUUCGCUGCUUCGCGGGACCGAACUCAGAUCCAUGCCCGGGAGACCGCAUUGACAGGGCAGGAUGUUGGAGCCGUCCCGCCUGAGCCCGCC